AUGUCACAGUUGCUGUUCCUGGUGGCGAAAACUGCGUCAUUAGCAACAGUACUUGCAUUUGUGAUUCACACAGUACAAAGCCAGAUAAAUCCUGCUUUCACACAAAAACCUGCAGUAUCAGGAUCGGCAGGAUCAGCAGGCACAGUAACUAAUACAUUCUAUUUUGACAGUGCUAGUGAUUGCAACAAACCUAUACGAGAACUGUAUGGGUCAAAAGCAGUCAUUAAAGGUAGUGAUCCAUCCUCCACCAGACAAGGACAAACCACUUGCACGAUUCGGCUGCAGUCAACAGGGCAGUUUGAAAGCACCAUCAUUGAUAUAGAAGCUAUAUCAAUUAACAUCCAGGAUUGUGACGUACAAGUUUCUAUAUAUGAUGGAGAUGGUGCUCAACAAUUAAUGAUGGCUUAUGACUGUCGCACAAGUCAGAAUCAGAACAGAAAAAGAUUUAUAACAUCUGGCAACACAGUCACAUUUAUGAUGUCUCGUCGGAAUGUCAACAGCGCAAACUUUGAUAUUGAAAUAAUAGUUACCCCUAUCAGAGGUGGUAUAAACCCAUCAGAUCAAAACAACUUUGGCAUCGACCAUUACUUUGAUAAGUUUCCUCAGACUGCUAUUGUGGGAUUGAUUGGAGCUUUCUACACUAUUGUAAUCAUAAUAUGCACGGUCAUAAUAAUCUACUUCAGUCGCAGUUACUGGGGUUUGAACAAACACUGGGAGACCCACCAACUGGAAACACUGCAGACAGGUACCACAUUUGAUAAGAAACAUCUACCAUCAAGUGUUUGGUCAGUGGAUGCGAAACAAAAGCAAGGGCUGGCAGUAACCAACUUCAACGUGCAGAAAAAUAUGACAUCAAAAACAGUAGAUGAUUCUGACAAUUUUUAUAAUGAUAAAGUGCUUCAGAAACGUUUCAUAAAUGAAGAAAAAAGUGAAGCAAGGCCAAGGUAUGCUUCGAGCAAUGCCUCCUUUGCAACUACAGCAGAAGAUUCAGAAUGUUUUCAAGAAAAGACGCGUUCUCAUCACAAGGCAAGAAAAGGUCAAAAGCCGCCGCCAUCUUAUAAUGAUGUCAGUGACGUUACAUCUGAAAAUUCUUCCUCAAAUGAUGACUCUGAGGUCACUAGUACUGACAGCUCUGUGAAAAAACCGUCUUCAGUCCACAAAACAUCAAGAUCACGUAAAUAUGACACUGAUUCAGACACUGAAUCUAGAACAGAUGAGGAAAGUGAAAAUUCUUCCUCACGCCGAGCUGACAGAACUCAAAGGAAAAGGCACAAUGUUCGGCAUAAAACUAAACAGCAGAAAAAACAUGAUGUGAAAAGUGUUUCACAGCCUAAUCCACCACAGCCACAGUUACUUCCAUCCCAGGCUCAAGUUCCAUACAAUGCUUAUCCCACAGGCCAUUUUAUUCCUAUGAUGACCAAUGUUCCUCAUUUCCAGCCACCUCCUGUGUUUCCCACAUUACCACCUCCUACCUAUACAGAAAGACCAGCAAGACAACCAGUUCAACCAACAGAACCACCAGUCUAUUCGUAUCUGGUAAGGAGGGGAUAUACACCCCUAGAUGUAGAAAGCAGCUCUGUAGUAAGCCAUACUUUGCGGGGUCAGAGGCCAGUUGUAAAACAUUCAGAAGAACCUGAGUUGAGAUUGGAAAGUGGUGUAGAGUAUAUGAACAGAUGA
This is a messenger RNA of Candidula unifasciata, 1677 nucleotides long. Lineage: Eukaryota; Metazoa; Mollusca; Gastropoda; Stylommatophora; Geomitridae. The record is from the annotation of a GenBank genome assembly.